AAAUAAAUAAUAAUAAUAGUCUAUUGUGUGUGUCAAAUACAAAUCUGUUAAACAAUAAACGCACACCACACUUGAAAAUAUAACUACUGUUUUCUGGGUAGUUUUGACGCCAUGUGGAUACAGACAUUAAAAGGUAAUCAGCUGUCUAGUCUGAUUGUCACGAGCAGGAAGUGACAGCUUAUUGCUGCCCUGCCUUUUUUCUAAAUCAGAGGUUCAUCCUGACAGUUGAUUGAAUAGAAGUACAGCCCUGUGGAUUAUCUAUCAUACCAAGUUGAUAAUUCGACCCUGUACAGUUAGAGUGAAUUUGUGUUGUGAGUUUGUGGGUGUAUGUGUGAUGAGAUUGAUAUCAAAUUCUUCCCAUACAUAUGUUGCAUACAAACUGAACAAUUGUGGCCCCUUUAUUUUAUUCAUUAAGGUUCAGUGUAUCUUUGCCAGCCUACAUCAAUCUGCAAAGGAGUUGCAGAAAAGCCUCAUGUUCAUCGAGCCGUAUGGGCAAGAAAACUGUUCCCAUUUAUACUUUUCUACAGCGGGUUUAAAAUUCUGCUGCUGAGGUCUUGAAGAUGCAGAAGGGGGAUGAGACGCGACAGAGGGUCAAGUUCACUGACGAGCGAGUCUGCAAAAGUCAUCUUCUAAACUGCUGUCCACAUGACAUCCUGUCUGGAACGCGCAUGGACCUGGGAGAGUGCACGAAGAUCCAUGACCUCGCACUUCGGGCAGAUUAUGAAAUUGCCUCCAAGGAGAGAGAUCUGUUCUUCGAGCUUGACGCGGUGGAUCACCUGGAGUCGUUCAUUGCCGACUGUGACCGGAGGACAGAACUAGCAAAGAAGCGCCUUGCCGAGACCCAAGAAGAGAUCAGUGCUGAGGUCGCAGCAAAGGCAGAGAAGGUUCAUGAGCUGAACGAGGAAAUCGGUAAGCUGCUGGCCAAGGCUGAGCAGCUCGGAGCCGAGGGCAACGUUGAUGAGGCACAGAAGGUCCUGCAGGAGGUGGAGAAGGUCCGCACCAGGAAGAAGGAUGCUGAGGAAGAGUACAGGAACUCCAUGCCAGCCUCCAGUUUCCAGCAGCAGAAGCUUCGUGUGUGCGAGGUGUGCUCUGCUUACCUUGGCCUCCAUGACAAUGACCGCCGUUUGGCCGACCAUUUUGGUGGAAAGCUUCACCUGGGCUUCAUUCAGAUCAGAGAGAAAUUGGAUCAACUAAAGAAAACUGUGGUUGACAAGCAGGAGAAAAGAAACCAGGAGCGCUUAAAGAGACGAGAAGAGAGGGAGAAAGAGGAAAGGAUGAGAAAAAGGACCAGAUCACGGAGCAGAGAGCAUAGAAGGUCCCGUUCUCGUGACCGUAGAAGGAGACGCUCGCGCUCCACAUCACGAGACAGGCGCCGUUCGCGCUCACGUUCCAGGGAGAGGAGGAGGAGGCAUCGCAGCCGAUCCCGCUCUCGCAGCCGCGGACACCGUCACAGCCACGAGCAGAGCUCCAGACACAAGUCGUCCAGGGACCAGGAGCGCUCGUCCAGAGACAGGUCACGGGAGCGAGACAGGAGAGACGGCAUGAACGGCAGGUCAGACUCCCGCCGGGCAGACGACAGGGACAUGGGAGACCUCUGAAGACCAAACUCCAUCAAUCAAGACACACAACCUCCUCCUCCUGUCUCUCUCUCUCUCUCACUUGUCUGUCCAUUUAUAAUAACCUAAUGUUACACACAGUCCUUGCCUUGACCCGUUUGUUCUCCCACUGCCUCCUUUCUUUGCUUUAACAGUUAAUGCAGCCGACCCAGAGUGUACCUGAAAUAUUGUAUGGAUUCAGUUUUUUAGCAUCCAGAUAUAUGAGGGGAUUGCACUGGAUUGGGGGGGUGGGAUUAGUUAUUGAUCAGUAGUGGAGUGUAUUGUAAUACCCACAUCUGUAAUUUUGGUGGAUGUUUGUAUCCGAUACAUCUCAUGUCUUGUUAUAAACAAUGCAAUGAUUUCAACAGAAACUGAUGGUCUACUGGACUGCGUAAAAAGUAACUGAUACAUAUAUUAUUACUAUCUGAUGGUCUUUUGAUACAGAAUCUGUCUGUAAAUAUCUUUUGGGCCUACUGAUUGUCACGGUUUAAAAUCUUCGUCCUAUCAUGUUUUUUUUUGUUUUUUUUAAUCUCACCGUUAACACUUUUUCUCCUGGUAAACGACACGUUGUCGAGUUGAGUGCAGUUCUUGGAUGUCUGUCCACAUUUAGUUUGCUAAAGCCCAGUUUAAGUUUUAGGAACCCAAUUCAAAACCAAAAGGUUUUAUUGUUGCAAGUAUUAGUAUCGACCUUAUUUCUCUGUUCGGUUGUACACUUUUUUUUUCUUCUUUAAACUAAUCAAGUUUUUUUUUCCCAUGUUGUUGGUAGUGAAGGGAAUCUAUAUGAUUGAGAGUUUGGCCAGUAUAAGUAAAAGCCUGUUUUGAAGUAUCUUGUUUCUAUCUUGAUUUCUUUUAUUUAAAAUAAAAAAAUGACAAUUUCAGAGUUAGUGUUGGCAUGUGAAGCAGUAGGUUCAGAAAUGAUAACAUUUGAAAGUCAGUGCUAUAACUGUACAUACCUUUUAUUGGUUCAAGUCAAAGUUUAAAAAUAAUAAUAAACAUUUGGCCCAAUCUGGACAAAUUCCUUUGUGAAUAGAUUUAUAAUUGCAAACAGAUUUUAAUGGAUGCAUUGCUUUAACCUCAUGUGUGAAAUCAUAUCUGUUUAUGUUCUGCUGGAAAUCUUUCUUUAAAGUCUCAA
Messenger RNA from Larimichthys crocea (large yellow croaker), 2727 nucleotides. RefSeq names its product LUC7-like (S. cerevisiae) (gene luc7l). Gene Ontology annotation, cellular component: U1 snRNP. Bases 561 to 1598 code for a protein of 345 amino acids. Gene Ontology annotation, biological process: mRNA splice site recognition. Lineage: Eukaryota; Metazoa; Chordata; Actinopteri; Sciaenidae. Gene Ontology annotation, molecular function: mRNA binding. The record is from RefSeq and is a predicted model, not a curated record. The transcript has 11 exons.